Molecule: messenger RNA, 1350 nt
Organism: Macroventuria anomochaeta
Lineage: Eukaryota; Fungi; Ascomycota; Dothideomycetes; Pleosporales; Didymellaceae
Product: t-SNARE affecting a late Golgi compartment protein 2
Exons: 3
Coding region: 108-1283 (391 amino acids)
Biological process (GO): intracellular protein transport; vesicle-mediated transport; vesicle fusion
Cellular component (GO): SNARE complex; endomembrane system; membrane
Molecular function (GO): SNARE binding; SNAP receptor activity
Source: RefSeq, a predicted model, not a curated record
GGCGACCAUUCACCAACUUCGAAGUCACAGUUCGCUCGUGUGCCCUUUAGACCCUUUGAAACUUGCGACUGUCAUGAUAUAGUCGCAUUGAAGCUCGCCAACCCAAAAUGUGGCGGGACCGCACCAAUCUCUUUAUAUCCUACCGCCAGUCCUAUGCGCACCACCCCCAGAAGAAGACACGCUAUGGCGGAUCUAGCUCGAAUGGCUUCGGCGACGGCAGACGCAUGUCGGAGGAGCGGCAAGGGCUCAUGUCUAGUAGUGCCUACGAAGAUGACGGCGAUGCGGUGAUUGAGAUGGACCUGCUGCCUCCACGAUGGCUCGACGUGCAGGAUGAGAUCACAGACCAGCUCGCAGAGAUAGCGAAACAGACGCGCAAGCUCGACCAGCUACACCAGAAGCACGUGCUUCCAGGCUUCGACGAUGAAGACGUGAAGAAGAGGGAGGAGCGCGAGAUCGAGCAGCUCACACAAGAGAUCACAAGAGGCUUUCAAAGAUGUCAGCAGGCUAUUAAGAGGAUAGAGAUGAUGGUGCGCGAAGCAAAGCAGCAAGGCAACAUCAACCAGGGCGAAGAGGUCAUGGCACAAAACUUGAAGAUCUCUCUGGCUACACGUGUCGGCGAAGUGAGCGCAAUGUUCCGUAAGAAGCAGUCUGCGUACUUGAAAAAACUCAAAGAUCUCGGUGGCUUUGCCUCGCCUUUUCGAUCUGCAACGCCCGUACAGAACCCCUAUAACGACCCUGCCAUGCAAGAAUCAGACGCCGAUCGGUCAUUUGCGCAAUCCACCUCUCUUCAAACGAAGCAGCAGCGAACGCGCCACGACCCGAACGAAGCCAUUAUCGCCCAGCGUGAGCGCGAAAUCGAGGAUAUUGCACAGGGCAUCAUCGAGCUGGCAAACAUAUUCCAGGAGCUACAGACAAUGGUCAUCGACCAGGGCAGUAUGCUCGAUCGCAUCGACUACAAUGUAGAGAACAUGUCAAGAGAUGUUAAGGAGGCGGACAAGGAGCUGAAGGUAGCUUCAGGCUACCAGAAGAGGGGCAUCAAGAGGAAGAUUAUGUUACUGCUAGCGAUCCUGAUUGCAGGCGUCUUCAUCUUGCUCUCACUAAAGUUGGGUACCAGAAGCAGCAGCUCGCCUGCGCCGGUCCCUCCAGCAGUGCCAGACGAAGAUCCACCGAUGGUGGCAUUACGGAUCAAACGUCAACCUUCGGCAUUGCCAACAAGUCGUAAGUGGCAUCGACGGAAAAGGCGACUAUGGAAAGGCUUGACAGAAGAUGCACGCAACCUUUAAGGCUUCACACCACCCUAGAUAUCAUCCUAAUGCAGCGAUGUAAGAUUUGUUCAUUUUUCUUCAACAG